AUGAGUGAAACUGUUGAUUUCAAGGCUGUGCUAGAACAGACAAAAGAGUUAUAUGGUAAUUUGAUUCAAGCUGUGGAUUUUAAUGAUCCUUAUCUACGUUAUUCAUUGGUAUGGGUUGCAUUUAACCCUAUCUUUUGGAAUAUCGUUGCUAGAUUGGAAUAUAAUACUCAUUUCCUCACUAAGGUCACUGGUUCAGCAAAAGCUGGUUGUUAUACAUUGGCUGUUAUAAUUUUCACUCUAGGUUUAGGUCGUGAUCAUAUGUUUAACCUUGCAUUAAAAAAUCAAGAAACGUCACCUUUCCUUCAAGUAGAUUUAUUACAAAAAAUAGGUUAUGCGGCUAUAACAUUAGGUCAAAUCCUGGUAUUAUCUUCAAUGUAUCAAUUAGGUGUCACAGGUACAUAUUUAGGUGAUUAUUUUGGUAUAUUAAUGAAAGAUAGAGUAACUUCAUUCCCAUUUAAUGUAUCUAAUAAUCCUAUGUAUCAAGGCUCUACAUUAUCAUUCUUAGGAAUAUCUUUAAUUAAAGCUAAACCAGCAGGUUUAGCUGUAACUUUAGCUGUACAAUUAAUGUAUGAUAUUGCUUUACAAUUCGAAGAACCUUUCACAACUAAGAUUUAUGCUAAUAGAGAUUCCGUUGAAAAUCAAAAGAAAAACUUAUAA
Maudiozyma barnettii is the source of this 657-nucleotide messenger RNA. RefSeq names its product bifunctional phosphatidyl-N-methylethanolamine N-methyltransferase/phosphatidyl-N-dimethylethanolamine N-methyltransferase (gene OPI3). Lineage: Eukaryota; Fungi; Ascomycota; Saccharomycetes; Saccharomycetales; Saccharomycetaceae. The transcript has a single exon. Gene Ontology annotation, molecular function: S-adenosylmethionine-dependent methyltransferase activity. Bases 1 to 657 code for a protein of 218 amino acids. The record is from RefSeq and is a predicted model, not a curated record. Gene Ontology annotation, biological process: phosphatidylcholine biosynthetic process.